CUGUCCGUGGCGGGGGUGCGUGUGCGAGUGCCCGCCGCGUCCGUCAAGGGCAGUACGUGUGCAAACGCCCCUGGGGCCACGGUCGUCCGCCCAAAAGGGAGCUCAAUGGCAACAACAUAACACGAAUCAACAAGAAUGACUUUGCUGGGCUGAAGCAGCUCCGUGUCCUGCAGCUGAUGGAAAACCAGAUCAGCAUGGUGGAACGUGGGGCGUUCGAUGACAUGAAGGAGCUUGAGCGGCUACGGCUGAACCGCAACCAGCUGCACACCCUGCCUGAACUUCUCUUCCAGAACAACCAGGCACUGUCGCGGCUGGACCUGAGUGAGAACUUCAUCCAGGCCAUCCCCAGGAAAGCAUUCCGUGGGGCCACGGACCUCAAGAACCUGCAACUGGACAAGAACCAGAUCAGCUGCAUUGAGGAUGGGGCUUUCCGUGCCCUGCGGGGGCUGGAGGUCCUGACCCUGAAUAACAACAAUAUCACUUCAAUUCCUGUGUCCAGCUUCAACCACAUGCCCAAGCUGAGGACAUUUCGCCUGCAUUCCAACCAUCUCUUCUGCGACUGCCACCUGGCCUGGCUCUCACAGUGGCUGCGCCAGCGCCCCACCAUCGGGCUCUUCACCCAGUGCGCCGCUCCUGCCCAGCUUCGCGGUCUCAACGUGGCUGAGAUCCAAAAGAAUGAGUUCAGCUGCUCCGGACAAACGGACUCAGCACAUGCCCAGCUCUGCAGCUUGUCCUCUGGCUCCUGCCCAGCCAUGUGCACUUGCAGCAACGGCAUUGUGGACUGUCGGGGCAAGGGGCUGACAGCCAUCCCCGCCAACCUGCCCGAGACCAUGACAGAGAUCCGUCUGGAACUCAACGGCAUCAAGUCCAUCCCCCCAGGAGCCUUCUCACCCUACAAGAAGCUGCGGAGGAUAGACCUGAGCAACAACCAGAUCUCGGAGAUCGCCCCUGACGCCUUCCAGGGGCUGCGCUCACUGAAUUCCUUGGUGCUGUAUGGCAACAAGAUCACAGACCUCCCUAAGGGUGUCUUCGGAGGACUUUUUGCCCUGCAGCUGCUGCUUCUCAAUGCCAACAAGAUCAACUGUGUACGGGCAGAUGCCUUCCAGGACCUGCAGAACCUCUCACUGCUCUCACUCUAUGACAACAAGAUCCAGAGCCUGGCCAAAGGCACGUUCACCUCCCUGCGGGCCAUCCAGACUCUGCACCUGGCCCAGAACCCUUUCAUCUGUGACUGCAACCUGAAGUGGCUGGCAGAUUUCCUCCGUGCCAACCCGGUGGAGACCAGUGGAGCCCGCUGUGCCAGCCCCCGGCGCUUGGCCAACAAGCGUAUCGGCCAGAUCAAGAGCAAGAAGUUCCGCUGCUCGGCCAAGGAGCAGUAUUUCAUCCCAGGGACAGAGGAUUACCAGCUGAACAGUGAAUGUAACAGUGACGUGAUCUGCCCCCCAAAAUGCCGCUGUGAAUCUGGUGUGGUUGAGUGUUCCAACCUGAAACUCACCAAGAUCCCAGAUCGCAUCCCACAGUCCACAGCUGAGCUGCGCCUGAACAACAAUGAAAUCUCCAUCCUGGAGGCCACUGGCAUUUUCAAGAAACUCCCACAUCUGAAGAAAAUCAACCUCAGCAACAACAAGGUGUCGGAGAUUGAGGAUGGGGCGUUUGAGGGGGCAUCCUCUGUCAAUGAGCUGCACCUCACCGUUAACCAGCUGGAGUCUGUGCGGAGUGGCAUGUUCAGGGGCCUGGAUGGGCUGAGGACACUGAUGCUGAGGAACAACCGCAUUAGCUGCAUCCACAACGACAGCUUCACAGGGCUGCGCAACGUCCGCCUGCUCUCCCUGUACGACAACCAGAUCAGCACAAUUGCACCAGGCGCCUUUGACACGCUGCAGUCCCUCUCUACCCUGAACCUGCUCGCCAACCCCUUCAACUGCAACUGCCAGCUGGCCUGGCUGGGGGACUGGCUGCGCAAGAGGAAGAUCGUGACAGGGAACCCUCGGUGCCAAAACCCUGACUUCCUCCGGCAGAUCCCGCUCCAGGAUGUGGCUUUCCCUGACUUCAGGUGUGAGGAAGGUAAGGAGGAGACCACCUGCAUCCCCCGGCCCCAGUGCCCUCAGGAAUGCACCUGCCUCGACACGGUUGUCCGCUGCAGCAACAAGCACCUCAAGGCCCUGCCCAAGGGGAUCCCCAAGAAUGUCACAGAGCUCUACCUGGAUGGAAACCAGUUCACUCAGGUCCCGGGGCAGCUCUCUACCUUCAAGUAUCUGCAGCUUGUCGAUCUGAGCAACAACAAGAUCAGCUCCCUGAGCAACUCCUCCUUCACCAACAUGAGCCAGCUCACCACCCUGAUCCUCAGCUACAACUCCCUGCAGUGCAUCCCUCCGCUGGCCUUCGAAGGCCUCCGCUCCCUGCGGCUGCUGUCUCUCCAUGGCAAUGACAUUUCCAGCCUCCCUGAGGGCAUCUUUGCCGAUGUCACCUCCCUGUCUCACCUAGCCAUCGGGGCCAACCCCCUGUACUGCAGCUGCAAUCUGCGCUGGCUCUCCAGCUGGGUCAAGACGGGGUACAAGGAGCCAGGCAUUGCUCGCUGUGCCGGGCCCCCCGACAUGGAAGGAAAGCUGCUGCUCACCACCCCUGCCAAGAAAUUUGAGUGCCAAGGCCCACCUGCCCUGAGCGUCCAGGCCAAGUGCAACCCCUGCCUCUCCAGCCCCUGUCAGAACCAGGGCACCUGCCACAAUGACCCCCUUGGCUCCUACCGCUGUGCCUGUCCCAGUGGCUACAAGGGCAGGGACUGCGAGGUGGCACUGAGUGGCUGCUCCUCCAACCCCUGUGCCAAUGGGGGGACCUGCCAGCCUCAGGAGGGAGAAGGAGCUGGGUUCAGGUGCCUGUGCCCAGUGGGCUUCGAGGGCCUGAGCUGCCACACCACCAGCAACCCCUGCAAGGAGCACAGCUGCGAGAAUGGGGGCUCCUGUGUGCCCAGUGCCACCAACUACACCUGCCUUUGUCCUGCCCACUACACAGGGGAAUUCUGUGAACAGCCACUCAAUUUCUGCUCAGACGAGCUCAACCCCUGCCAGCAUGACUCUACCUGCAUCUCCACCAGCCAGGGGCCCAGGUGUGAGUGUGCACCCGGCUAUGUGGGGAGCAACUGCAGCGAGGACUUCGACGACUGCCAGGACCACCGGUGCCAGAACAACGCCCGCUGUGUGGAUGAGGUGAAUGGCUACUCCUGCCUCUGCACCGAGGGCUACAGUGGCCAGCUCUGCGAGAUGCCGCCCCACACCGCUGGCCAGGCUGGCCUCUGUGAGCGAGCUGAGUGCCAGAACGGAGCCCCAUGUGUGGAGCGGGGUGCCCGUGCCCUGUGCCAGUGCCUGCCUGGCUUCGGCGGCCCCAAAUGUGAGAAGCUGCUGAGCGUCAAUUUUGUGGACCGUGACACGUACCUGCAGUUUACCGACCUGCAAGACUGGCCCCGGGCUAAUAUCACCCUUCAGGUCUCCACGGCUGAAGGCAAUGGCAUCCUGCUGUACAAUGGUGACAGCGACCACAUGGCUGUGGAGCUGUACCAGGGCCAUGUGAGGGUCAGCUAUGACCCUGGCACUCACCCCAGCUCAGCCAUCUACAGUGCUGAGACCAUCAAUGACGGGCAGUUCCACACCGUGGAGCUGGUGACCUUCGACCAGAUGGUGAACCUGUCCAUCGAUGGUGGCAGCCCCAUGACCAUGGACAACUCGGGCAAGCAGUACACGCUGAACAGUGAGGCUCCCCUCUACGUGGGAGGAAUGCCUGUGGAUGUCAACUCGGCUGCCUUCCGCCUCUGGCAGCUCCUCAAUGGCACCAGCUUCCACGGAUGCAUCCGUAACCUCUACAUCAACAAUGAGCUGCAGGACUUCACCAAGACGCGGAUGACGCCAGGGGUGGUGCCUGGCUGUGAGCCCUGCCGCAAACUCUACUGCCUGCACGGCAUCUGCCAGCCCUCAGGCGCCCAGGGCCCCGUCUGCCACUGCGAGCCUGGCUGGGACGGGCCCCACUGUGACCAGCCCCGCGGUGGUCCCUGCCAGGGGCACAAGUGUGUGCACGGGCUGUGCCUGCCCCUUGACGCCCUCUCCUACAGCUGCCAGUGCCAUGAGGGCUACCAGGGUGCGCUCUGCAACCAGCCUGCCGAACCACCUGACCCCUGCCGCCACCAGCCCUGCGUCCAUGGCCACUGCCACCUCACCCCAGGUGGCCAGCCCACCUGCGAGUGCCACGAUGGCUACACCGGAGCCCUCUGUGACCAGGAGCCGGAGUGCCGCGGGGAGCCGGUGCGGGACUACCACCAGGUGCAGCGGGGCUAUGCCAUCUGCCAGACGACGCGGCCGGUGGCCUGGGUGGAAUGCCGGGGGACCUGCGGUGGCCCUGACGCCAGCUGCUGCACUGGACUGCGGCUCCGGCGCAGGAAAUACGCCUUUGAGUGCAGCAACGGUGCAACCUUCGUGGAGGAGGUGGAGAAGCCCAGCAAGUGUGGCUGCAGCCAGUGCCUGUGAGCAGCCACCGGCCCUGCAGAGCCGGGGGGCUGGUGGGGAGACCCCCCCCCCGAGCCAAGGACCUCACUUUACACUGCGGGCAUGGUGCUUCUCUCUGGGUGUUCCGAACUGCAGCUGCAUCCGAGGAGCCCGGCGGAGGGUAGAGCUGGUGCAUCUAGAAGAUUGGGAAGGAAACAGAAAAAAAGAAAAAAAAAAAAGAAAAAAAAAAAGGAAAAAACCCCACAAACAAAGCAAAUGUGUAGAUAGAGAAUUUUUUUAAGAACUGCAGCUACACAGAUCUGUGGAUGUGGAGUGGGCACCGUGCCCAGCUGCCCUGUCCUCUCCCUGUGGCACUCUGCCUCCUGUCAGUGAGGCCCCAUAGCCAUGGAGGGCAGUGCCUGCAUCCCGGCUGAGUCCCCUCCCUGGCAGCCCUGUCCCUUGCAUCAGCCCAGUGAUCUGGGGGCUUUUCCAACACCUGGAACAGGAGGGAGGCCUGACAUGGCAGAGCCUUGUGGUCUAUGUCAAGCCAUGGCUUGCAGUGGGCUGUGUGACUGUCCUCCAGUCUUGGUGAGGCCAGAUAUGGUUUCCCGUCCCCUCCUCCAGCAGCCCUGGUCUCUCUCCCUUCAAGUUGCUGGAGCCCAAAAUACCCCAGAUAAUGUCCCCAGCUCUGUGGCCCCAGCCUGACCCUCUGGUGACACCCCUGGUCUUUACAUGCUGGCUGGCUCUGCAGUGCAUGGGCACGCAUAGGUCCAACCCACUGUGGUCACAUCGAGGCCACACUGAUUGAGCAGGACCAGGGCAGUGCCAGCCACACUGAAUGGGGGACAGCACUGUGCCAUUCAUGUGGAGAGGGCCCCAAAUACCCCUGGCUUAGCCAGGUAGCUCUGCUUAGAGGGGGGAGCUGUGAGGGCAGCACAGGAAUCCUUUUUUUCCGGGCUCUGUCCUAAGGGAGCAAGCCUGCAGCUGGGUGAAGGUGCCCCAUGUCCCACUGACCCAGGAGCAGGAGGCUGCUGGGACAGCUGGGAUGUGGGUUUGUCAUGCCCAUCAUGGGGGCCUCAGUCUUGUGCAUGCCAAGUUGAAGAGGCUGAAGAACCUGCAAGCCUGGAGCCACUUCCAGGGCAGGACCCACCAGCUCUUGGACUCAAGUGCCCAUACCCAGCAUCUCUCCAAAGCCCACAAUGCCAGGGCAUGUGCUGAGCUUGGGUGGGAGCAGGGGCACACAGGGAGCUCCUGCCAGGGUACUGCACACACCCAACAUCCACAGCAGCAUCACCUCUACAACUGUGGGGGCCAGGGAUAGUAGGCGCCCACCCUGGGACACUGCACGUGGCUGGACAGUGAAACACCACUUCACUCUGGCGGACAGACUCAUCCCAGAGCUGCAGUCGUGGGUCUCUCCAUCACACCACUCCAGCACUUUGGCUUCAGGUCUGCACUGCCAGCUGUGGCCGGGCUCCAGGCACCUCCACUGGAUACACCCAGCACUGCAGGUGCUGUCACCAUCCCUGUUCACCACUGGCAUCCAGGGCAUCUCCACCGCCACGGGGAUGUGUUUCUGUCACAAACGCCCUCUCCAUGGGAGCUCCUCUGCCAUACAGAGGAGUUGGGAUGCGUCUCAUUUUGCCUGUGGCCCACCCGGGGCUUGGUUGUAUUGUGUUUCUGUUCUUGCUGUACGCUAACCGCUAAAGUAUCUCUUUAUACAGAAUACUUACAGAUUCUAAUAUAUAUUUGUAUUUCAUUUUGUUAUAGUAUUUUUAUAUGUUUGGGGUCAACAAAUGAUGUUUUCUUUUUGUUUACAGAUGCUACUGGGCAGGAAAAUGACGGUGGCUUUGUUUGGCCCGUGGGGUUUGUGUGUGUCACUAUUGAAGACGCUGGUUUGUACUAGGCUGGUGAGGGUGGCGCUGGGCAUCCUUCCGCUGGCAGAGGCUGUCUUGUUUUAGGAGAUGUUUGGUAUUGUCUAUGUUGUCUUCCAUGUGAACAUGACAUUUAUUCAUUCA
Molecule: messenger RNA, 6487 nt
Organism: Poecile atricapillus (Black-capped chickadee)
Lineage: Eukaryota; Metazoa; Chordata; Aves; Passeriformes; Paridae
Gene: SLIT1
Product: slit guidance ligand 1
Exons: 37
Coding region: 177-4511 (1444 amino acids)
Biological process (GO): axon guidance; negative chemotaxis
Molecular function (GO): Roundabout binding; calcium ion binding; heparin binding
Source: RefSeq, a predicted model, not a curated record